Molecule: messenger RNA, 1740 nt
Organism: Lobosporangium transversale
Lineage: Eukaryota; Fungi; Mortierellomycota; Mortierellomycetes; Mortierellales; Mortierellaceae
Exons: 2
Coding region: 145-1599 (484 amino acids)
Source: RefSeq, a predicted model, not a curated record
UUUUUUUUGUUCUUUCUUUACUCUUCCUUUUUUUUAGUCCGCAUUCCUUCUUAACGGUCGUCUUUAUCACCACAUCUCUAAACAACCCGUCUCGUUAUCCACCAUUCCUUCCGCAUUGUCUCCACAGUACUCCCCUCCUCCACAAUGUCCUCGUCGACAUCUUCCACAACCGAUACUAUGGCAACAAUAACGACGGCGACACAUAGUACAUUCGCACCAACCUUGUCUGCCCCUUCUCUUUCUUCUUCUGCCACUGAAACGUCUAUGGUCAUGACAACGACAUCGACUAUUAUGGCCACAGCUUCCGUUACGGCCAUCCCAGGGUCAUCAUCCAAUAACAACAGCAACACCGGCGACCCCACUAUGCCUCUACAGUCUGCGUUUUACAUCAUUGCAUCCCUGGGCUUAAUGCUCGCUAUCUUUUACACUAUCUAUGUCGCCCGUCGAGAUCGUCGCCGUCGCCGCGCCAGAGGUAGAAAUGAUCCCGAGAUGGCAGAGCGGCGAGCAACAACGACAUAUCGACCAGAUUCUGGAGACGAAGUGAGUCCUCCUCAAUAUGUGGCCUAUAUGAAUGAUCAGCCCUACCUUGAUUCAGAAACUACAAUCGUGUACCCAGAUCGUGUUGUAUACUGCAGCGUCGCUGAAGAUUCACAACAACAAGGAUUGACACAACACCUAGCUCUUGUAGAUCAACAACAUCAACAGAAUCAUCUUCAUUAUCAUCAACAGCAACAGCAGCGACUUGGUUUGGACGAUCUGGAUACGGAUUACUAUAUAGAUUCAACUCGACCUAUUCUUACGACAACAACCACGACUACCACGACUACCACGACUACUACAACAACAGCUGCAGCCUCAUUGCUCUCUUCUUCCUCUUCUUCUCGUAUAAACUCUGUUGCUGACGCUGGUGUAACUGCAACUAGUUCAACGACAUCAACACCUUUGCCAAGAGAGACCUCAGGCUCGGAUUCAGCCUCACCCCUGUCUAACAGUAACAACAAUGUAUCUGAUCCAGUGAUUAGCGUGCCUCCGCCUACUCAAGCAUUCUUGAAUCGUCGGCACCUAUCGAUCUUAAGGAGAGGCCUUCAUCACUUUAAUCAGAAUCAUAGUAACAGUAGCCGGAGUUCGCGUGCCUCCCUUCAGGGCCACCACCGUCACACCUCAACAUCAUCCUCCAUUGCUUCUUCUCCUAGCGGCUCUCGAUCUACAUCUCCUCAUCGUCGGACUGGAAGCACUGCAAGCAUCUCGCCUCCCCAUAACAGGAACUCUACGAUUAUUCCGAUUACAGAGUCCGACGACUCCGCAGAUUUAGUAAAUCUCUCCAAUUCUCCCGUAACUGCGCAUAUCGACAACAAUGUCGAUUAUCACAAUAAUGGCAUCUCCCGCGAGAAUGUCAUCAGUAUCAGCCCCAUGACGGAAAGGAGUGAGAGUAGUCGAUUGGGUCCGAACAAUAACACUUCUUCGUCGUCAUCACCUUCGCCUAUGCCUCCGUCCUUGUACCGUUUGAGAAGCAUAGGUCCACCGCCUUAUAUUCCAUCCUCUUCAGAAGAAGCACCACCGUUACCACCUUCAUAUAACACAGUUGCUUCUAUGCAGUAACAGGAAAAAAAAAAAAAAUUGUAAAAUAGCAUCAACUUUCUUCCUCUCUCCUUCUACUAUUACAUACCCUUCUUUCUUCUUUAGCCUUAUUUUCACUCUUGUAUCUAAUCAUCAUUCAUCCGCAUUGUCAAUUAAAAAAAU